Molecule: messenger RNA, 2495 nt
Organism: Sinocyclocheilus grahami
Lineage: Eukaryota; Metazoa; Chordata; Actinopteri; Cypriniformes; Cyprinidae
Product: metalloendopeptidase OMA1, mitochondrial-like
Exons: 8
Coding region: 369-1868 (499 amino acids)
Biological process (GO): protein quality control for misfolded or incompletely synthesized proteins; mitochondrial protein processing
Cellular component (GO): mitochondrial inner membrane
Molecular function (GO): metalloendopeptidase activity
Source: RefSeq, a predicted model, not a curated record
ACCAUGGGGAAGUGUCGCCGUUCGCAGGGGGAGAGAUUUAACUGUCGCACUGAAGUACGCGGAGGAGAGUUUCGAGGGCAUCUUUACAAUCAAGAACUUCUCAAAACAGACAGAUACACUUUUGAAAUCAUUAGUGUGUAUAAUUAAGCGGUUGUAGCAAUGAAAGUCUAACAGCACUGACUGUUUUAGCGGUCUGGUUAAAGUGUAAUGCCACCUGCUACAUGUAGACUUUGCUUUAAGACAGUGACAUUAGUUUGUGAAUUUAAAAUGCAUAAUGUGCCCAUGUAACCUACAAACUGUGACUUCGUUUAUCAUUAUAAUUAUUACGCAAACGAGGGUAUGAAGUUGAAUGUUCAGUGUGUUUUAUAAUGACAAUGGAGCAGAUUUGUAUUCGCCUGGUCAAAGUUGAUAUGCUGUCCCCCGUAAGAGCACUAAACCGCUUCCCUUCAGUGAUCAGAUGCUGUGCCUCUGCUCGGACUGAUCUCAUGAGGACAAACUCAUCUUCCUCUCUGAAAUCAAGAGGAUCUGUCACUGCUGCUGCUUCAUCUCUCUGUCUGAGAUCAAGAUCAGGACUUAACACCUGCAUAACUGCAUUCAGACCUCCAGCUGAACGGGUGCCGUUGAUCAUUCAGCCCACGCGCGAGUUUCACACCUCCGGCAGACUGAGAGCUUUACCUGCACCCUUGAUAUGGAUGGUGCUGAAGCCUCUACAGAAGCUUAUAGCCAUCAUACUGGGCAGGAGCAUCAGAAAAUGGUGGUUGGCCCUGCCGCCCAAUAAAAAGCAGCUGUUUCGUGAAUGGACGUGGCGUCGACGUUGGCACUUUGUGGGAGCAGGGGCAGGACUGCUGUUCUUCGUCUCCCUCUUUUUACUCACUCACCUGGAUGAAUCUCCAGUUACAGGCAGGACCCGACUGCUGGUGUUCAGCAGGGAGAACUUCAUGGAACUGGCUCAGGUCACUGCGGAAGCGUAUAUGGAGGAGUUUAAGGAUUCUCUGAUCGCUCCAUCGGAUCCCAGGCAUCAGGUGGUGGAGCAAGCGGUUCGGAUUCUGGCCGAGAGAAACCAGGACAUUGCUGAGAUUUCCUCUGUCCCCUGGACGGUCCAUGUGGUGGACGGCCCCACAAUCAAUGCGUUUGUUUUGCCUAAUGGAAAUGUCUUCAUCUUCACAGGAAUGCUGGAGGCUGUAGCAGACAUCCAUCAGCUGGUAUUUAUACUCGGACAUGAGAUGGCUCACGCUCUGAUUGGUCAUGCAGCAGAGCAGGCCAGUUUGUCUCACGUGGUGGAGCUGUUGUCUCUCAUCCUGUUAACGGCGAUCUGGGCGAUCUGUCCUCGGGACAGUUUAGCAGUGCUGGGCCAGUGGAUACAGGGCAAACUAGUGCAGUUCUUAUUUGACCGGCCCUUCAGUCGUAAGCUGGAGGCAGAGGCGGACCAGGUUGGCCUGCAGCUGGCUGCCAAGGCGUGUGCUGACGUGAGGGCGGGCCCAGUGUUUUGGCAGCAGAUGGAGAUCUAUGAUCAGUUGAGAGGCGAACCCACCAUCCCCGAGUGGCUGUCCACACACCCUUCCCACCAAAACCGUGUCAGACAGUUGGACCGCCUCGUCCCUGAGGCUUUGGAGCUCCGCGCAAGCUGUGACUGUCCUGCCCUCCCCAAAGCUGACCCCCGUGUCAUUUUCCACCAGGCUGUUAAAUUGCUUCUGGACAAUGCCAAAAAACAAGAAAAUAUUGCACAAGAGAAAAAGAAUGAGAAAGAGAGAGCUGGAGUCAUAUUGCCGUUCCCUCAAUCCCCUCCUGUCCUGACUCAAGGGUCUCAGCCACAGCGGGGGGGAGUGCUGGCCACAUCCGCUCUGCCACAAACUCUGCUUAGUAAAUGAGACUUGAUGAAUCAUGAGUGACAGGGACAAAUUCAAGCUUUCCUUUUCACUUCUCUUUUUCCAGUGCAGUAGCUCUGAACAAGGCCUGAGAGGGUCAUUGGAUAGAACCAGGCAGUUUUUUGAUCCAUUUGAUUAGCUGUCACUUUGAUACCUACGUCAGUUAGUCUGUGAGAUGUUUUAAGUGGGAGUAUGUAGAUAAUUUGUGUUUGAUUCUUGAGUUUAUGCUCCUCCAAGCAUCCACGGCAGUGCAGUCAUGUUAAUAAUGGAGCAAUUAUAAAUGGGCUUUUGAUUGGUUUUAAUUAUGUUAUUAGCAUAAGACCCUUGUGAAGCAGAAUGCAUUAUGGUGUACAGUACAUUAUUCAUCAAACAUCUGCCUCUGCUUUAAUGUCCCCUAUAGGUUCCAGGCUGUAAUGAACUGCUGCGUAGCAGCUAAUGUCACUGUGUUUGAUGCUGUGCGGAGCUUUGGACACACUGCAAUAUUUAGAGGAUUUAUCAAUGGCCAGCUGGCGCUAAAUGAGCCCAGUGCUUGUGUUCUUGACAAGUGUUGAGUUUAUUCUAAAUGCACUCUGUGUGAAUACUGUGACCGUAAAGAAUAUGACUGUAAUUACGCACAAGAUAAAUGAUUCU